Aspergillus aculeatus ATCC 16872 is the source of this 2532-nucleotide messenger RNA. RefSeq names its product putative PHD finger domain protein. Gene Ontology annotation, cellular component: Rpd3S complex. The coding region runs from base 1 to 2532 and encodes 843 amino acids. The record is from RefSeq and is a predicted model, not a curated record. Lineage: Eukaryota; Fungi; Ascomycota; Eurotiomycetes; Eurotiales; Aspergillaceae. Gene Ontology annotation, biological process: regulation of transcription by RNA polymerase II. The transcript has 3 exons.
AUGGCUCCGACCCUCCGCUCCUCUUCCUCCCGUAUUCACUCCCGACCCAACACACCACCUGAUGCGCCCAUGAUGGCAAGCACAACUAACUCAGUCACCGAAGCCACGAGGCCCACAAAGCAACGGCGCACGGGCAUAGAUUCGCGGGAGGCCACCGCUCCGCUACAGAACGCGACGGAGUCGCAGGACAAUGGAAGCAAAGACUGGGCCGAGCCUCCUGCAAGAGCGCCGGCCCCUAGCUAUGCGGAUAGCCCAUGGUCAAAUCACUGCGAUAGUCGGAACCCAGUUCUGAACACGAUGCGCCCUUUAGGGACUCGACCUUCUCCGGCAGACUUGCGGAAGGUCGGCUUGAUGCCCAAGACAAUUCCACCCAUAAUACCUGCCAAAAGAAGGUCUGGAGUCGAGUCUAAUGAGCCUGCGCCACAGAAGGCCAGCUCACUUUAUGACAUUUCCGCGUUUGCGGCGCUUCCCAUUCCCACCUCCGCGGACUUCGACGUGGAGAAGAUCCAAGUGGCCGUCAAGGAGGCUCUACGGAUGGCGACAGAGACCGACAACAUUCCGGUAAGCCGCGGGCUCCUCCACUUGUGGGAAUCCUGUGCCAAUGAUCCCUUUUCAUUAUCUGUGUUGGAGGGUGUAUGCCAAGGAAAUCCUGGCUCGCGGGAGAAGUCAGCAUUUCAGAGCAUCAUGCGGGCCGCCUGGAACGAGGUAAAGGCAGAAGAGGUUCGCGCACAGGCAGACGAGGACAAAGAGCAAACAGAGGUUGACUCAAUGCCAACUGUGCCUCGCGCUCGAUCGGCUAGUAGCGUUUCGUCGUUGUCUUCACUAAAUACAUUUGAGGACGUUGAGGCCGGGGCGGUCUCAGCACAGCUCCCAGGGUCAGCCCCUGGAAUCAAGAUUCCCCGCGCAAAGGCCAAACACACCCGUUCCGCCGGACUCAACAAAGGUGCAGCAGACCUCACAGCUCGCCAUUCUAUGCCACCAACAACGGUCAGCUCUCAACUGAAGCAUGCUUUAGAAGAGGACGAGACGCAGUCUGAAGAAUUAGACAGAAUAGACAGGGUGAAGCGGAUCAAGCUUCGAACACAACUGCCAACCAUCGUCCCUGCCGAGAGUCAAGUCCGACCCUUACACCCUACUGAUAUCCCAACCCCACCAGUUGCUCCCGCUCCCUCAGCUGAAUUUGUAGCAUCAGCCUCUCUCGCCUCCUCCUCUGAAGAAACUGCAGAAAACCUUUCCGACAGUCGAGCCAGCAGUGAAGCUGGUGACAACCGCCGACUCACGCCUACCAUGGUCGAUGUUGAAGACGAGAGACCCGACAACGACGAGAUCUGCCACGAAUGCAACAACAGCGGCAAUCUCCUUUGCUGCGAUGGUUGUACUAAUUCUUACCAUUUCUCAUGCUUGAAACCCCCACUAGACCCAAACAACCCUCCGGAGGGAGACUGGUAUUGCCCCAAGUGUGCCAUGCGACGGGCCUUCCGUUCUUUGACUAGCAGGUUUGAUCAGCGCUUUGGCAAAAAGGAUGUCAAGGACUUUCAGCUUCCAGCCCGCAUUCGGGAUCAUUUCGCCGGUGUUAGGGUGAACAAGAAAGACGGUCAAUCCUACGAGGCCAUAGUUCCAAUGCCAAAGCCUAAAGGUCGACGUGGAUACCGUAAUGGUACUUACGACGAUCCUCAUUUGCUGAGGACAGUGGACGCUCUAGGGACUCCCAUCUUCUGUUUCAAGUGCGCAGGAAGUGCCGCUAGCGGUCGGCCUAUCAUCCAGUGCGAUGUCUGUCCACUAUCCUGGCAUCUGGAUUGUCUUGAUCCGCCUAUGGCCGCGCCCCCCGCUCAAGUUCCAGGAAGUGAUCUUGCGCACCACAACUGGAUUUGCCCUAAUCACGCCUGGCAUGAUUACGUUUACACCUCCAAGGACGAAGAAGGAUACGAUGUCUACAAGCGUAUUCGCCGGCCAAAGCACCCCCGGAUGGUCGAUAUAGACGUUCUCCUCUCCGACGACGAGAUCACCCAGAUGGAGGAUCAGGAAGAAGGCAGCGUCAGGUACCGCGUGUCCGAGCAUGGAAUCAAACACACCUUUAUUAGCCAGGUCAAAAGGCCAGUAGCCCCCAUGAAUUGUGAUUCGACUACCAAUAUUGACUCUGCCGACAGAGAAAACGCGGAGUAUCAACUACUGAAAGCAAAUGCGAGCAAGUUCCUCGAUCAUGCAACCGCCGAGUACGACAAGAUUAUGUCGCACGCCCGUGCUGCCUUACCCCCACAGACACCGCUUAUGACCGACGAGGAUGCGAGCACCACAAUCUCGAAUUCCCGCACCACUGCUGAGCGCCAAGCUGCAGCCAACCUCCUUGCAUUUGCUCAGCGGGAGCACAUCACUCCUCCAGGUGCCAACGAUAGAAUGAGCUUGCUGAUUGACCAACUCCGUGCCAACGCUCCAGAGAUCCGCUCCACAGCCGACACUGAGAUAGCCUCGCUACAGGCCUUGAAGGAUCUCAUCGACCGGCGCAUCCGGGAUUUAUCAGCCCAACCACAAUAG